Molecule: messenger RNA, 3842 nt
Organism: Electrophorus electricus (electric eel)
Lineage: Eukaryota; Metazoa; Chordata; Actinopteri; Gymnotiformes; Gymnotidae
Gene: prelid3a
Product: PRELI domain containing 3A
Cellular component (GO): mitochondrial intermembrane space
Source: RefSeq, a predicted model, not a curated record
AGAAGAUGUUACCGGCAACGAAAGAAAAUAGGCACGUGUUGAGUUCAAUAUUUUUCGUUUUAUAAUCUCGUUUAGUUCGUUUGGCAGGGACUGCCACAAAGAUUUGAGGAAAUGAAGCUCUGGAGCACGGAGCAUAUAUUCAGCUACCCCUGGGAGACGGUGAUAAAAGCAGCAAUGAGAAAGUACCCCAAUCCAAUGAACCCCAGUGUAGUAGGUGUGGACGUCCUAGAAAGAAACCUGGACAAAAACGGUCGUCUGCACAGUCACCGGCUUCUGAGCACUGAGUGGGGACUGCCAGGAGUGGUCAGAGCAAUUUUGGGGACCAACCGAACCUUUACCUAUGUUAAAGAGCAUUCGAUUGUAGAUCCGGAAGAAAAAAAAAUGGAGCUUUGCUCAACAAAUAUAACCCUCACAAAUUUAGUAUCUGUUGAUGAGAGACUAGUUUAUAGACCACAUCCAGAAAACCCUGAAGUCACGAUAUUAACCCAAGAAGCCAUAAUCAGAGUGAAAGGGGUCAGUCUGAGUAGCUACCUCGAGGGACUGAUGGCCCUUAGCAUGUCAGCUAAUGCCAGAAAGGGCUGGGAUGCAAUAGAGUGGAUCAUUAAAAACUCAGAAAGAGAGAAUUUGCCCUUGUGUGAUGUUUGCUGACAAGGGGUGACGUCUCCGAUCCUGGUAGAGCAAAUAUAUAAACUUAAACAGAUUCUGAAUGCAGCUAAACAGAACCUCUCUAUAUAACGUGUUGGUAGGCCUGCAGGCAACGUCUGACUCAUGUCUGUUUCUGCGUUUGAUUUGGAAACUCAGGGCCAAAGUGUAAAGCAAUUAUGAUGGGUUGAACAUAGUCUGCUGCCCCAGCUCUGGACCCUAAGUGUCCUGGUCUUUAUCUCUGGCUCUGUGUGCCUGUGCAAAAGGUGUGUACAUCAAGAGUGCUUGAACAAAGCACCACUGUGAAAACCUCACAAACCUCAUGAAACUGCACUUUUAAAUAUAUACUAUUUGGAGUCGUUGGUAAAAUGUGGAAUGUUAUUUCAGAAUAUGAAAUUCUUCUGACUACCUCCUUUCAGGAAUUUUAGAUUUAAAAACAUUUUCUAUUGUUUUAUGGUUUUCACGCCUCAGAAGUCGUUGAGUCUAGUUAAAAGUCUGUUAGAGGCAUGUUGAUUGUGCUCUUGCAGCUUUAUUAUGUUUGUGGAUUUAUUAUGGAUUGUUUCUGUUUUAUAAAACAGAGACAGUGUUGGAGAUAAAUUAGAUGCUUUGGAAUGCCUCCUUUUGGCUUCCAUUUGCAUACACAUUUUCCAUGUUCCUGUGUACUGCUGAGUAGCACUGUGUUGUUACGAAUAGUGAUAUUAUAUCUGCAUAAUAUCAGUGAAUGAUGGCUUCACAGAUAUUGUAUCUGCAUAAUAUCCACGAAUGAUAGCUUGUUGUUUUGAAUAGUGAUACAUUUGUAUUUUUCUCCAGCAGUGACAGCUGUGGUACUUACAUGUCCAUGUAUAGUAGUCCAAAUUAUGCAGGUUUAUGUUUAGAUUUUUUAAAAUCCAGAUCCAUUCUCACUGCCAUUUCCUGAAGGUUAUGAGUUAUUAAUAUAUUUCCUGAAGUCAGUAAUGUUUUGUAUUUUAGUUCAUUUACACAGUUGAGUCUAUUUGUGUGUGCUUUUCAUUCCUGUCCUAUCGGUUAUCUUGAGGCAUAGCUAGCAAGCAGACCUAAGGUUUCUGGGCUCAUUGCUCUAGUGUGGAUGCUGAAAUUAGAUCCCAUGUAUGGCGGUUAGUGUUUCCUAGCACAUGAGCUAAUUAAGUGCUAAUAGGAAUAUAAUUUAUGAUUUGUUCAAUAUUAACAUUUCACCCCUAUUUCUGUGGUGUUGUUUUUCCCCCUACACUACACAUAUUUUAUUCUCCAUGCUCAGCCUAUGCUGCAACAGUUUGUCUUUUUAAAAAGGUGAUUCUUUUUAAAAAGGUAAUUUUACUGCAUGUAUACUGAAUGGUUGACACAUUAUACAUGUAGUUUUGCUAGUUUGAUCAAAUUGGGGUCUAAUGCAGUCAAACUAGCCCACAUACAUGAGUGCUUCAGCCAGUGAAAGAAAUUAUGUAACAUCUAAAGGUCAGGGCUUAAACCUAGAAUAUAGUGAUUUAAUUUAUCAUAGAUGUAUCAAGGAAAUGUGUUGCUAGUUAAUAGUAGCUAAGUGUAGCAGGAAGGUGAGCCCUGGUGGCAAGGUCCUUGUUUGGUGCUAAAAAAUAUUCAUUAACCCUGUGCUACCACUUGUCAAAACAGAACCUUUUGAUUUGAACAAAACUAUUCACUCAUUUAGUAAUUGUCAUAGGAUUUUUGUUUUAUUAUACAGGAAUGCUUCAGAUAGGGCCUUAUUUAAAAAAGGAAAUGCAGAAUUAUCAGCUAUGAUAUUGUAUUACUAACUACUCAGAAGUCAGAUUGAACGCCAUUCCAGAAAGCAUGCACAAGAUACCAAUGACAAUUCAAAAUGAAUUCCAUGUUGCUAUAUUGGAGCAAAUCGGCUUAUCUAGGCCUUUAACGGAUCCUGUUCUAGUUCACAGCAAUGACAGUAUGUACUUAUUACUGUCAUCAUUUCAUAAAAGUCUUAGGAAAACACAGGAGCGUUUAAAAGGUCAUCUAGUAUUUGCACGUAAGACCAGAGUUGCUUUACUACAUUGUAUUGGGACAGUGAACUCCUAAAUGUUUUUGCUGUAUUCUCCAGCAUCUUAACCAAUAAAAAGAAAUAUGGUAUGUUAUCGCAAUUAACUUAAAUGCGUUCUGCGGUCUUCUCUCAUUCAUUAAGUUCUAGGCAGUAGUUUUCUGAUGCCUAGUUUCUUGGGUAUGCUUCUGAUGCUUUUCUUAUGCCUUUCAGAUUGCUUGUUAUUAGUCUGUUAUUCUCUUAUGCUUCAAAUCCCCUGGAGUAUACAGCAACUAUAAUUAUUUGGACUGUUCUAAUACAUAGGGGGAGCUGUGUAUGGGAGAAUUAAUGUAUGCAAAUUCUGAUGACAUAUAUUAAAAUUAUGCAGUGUUACCACUGAUGAACCUAACUACUGCAUCUAGAAGAGUUGCAAGUCAGAGUUUACAUUUAGAAUCUAUGUAAUUAUUGUUAUAGGCAUAGUUGGAAAGUAAUGGACUAUAUCUAAUGGGCAUACCUCUAGAUUAAACCCAACUGAAUGCACUUACAAAAAGCCAUAGGCCAGUAUGUCACAUUAGCAGAGCUUGUUUGUAAAGAGGCUUUUCAAAAUACCAAAAUUGCUAUAAAUGUAGAAAUGCACUUAUUGACAGUGCAAGUAAAAAAAGAAAAUCCUUGUAAUAUAAACCAUAAUGGCAGACUGUUAUUAAUCCAGCAUGUAGCUCCUGUAAGUCAAGUUAUGAUGCAUAUUAUUCUGUUUAACAGUUUUAAUUGUAUUUAUUUUGCAAUUAACUGGAAUGUUAGUGUUUUCUUACCAACAUUUAUACACUAAUUUAAAUAAACAUCAUGUCCUCAAUUAAUUGUGUAAUUAUCAAAUUUUACACUGUAAAAAAAAAAUCUUGGUGACAUCAAAUUACUUUUUAAAUGUAGGAAAUAUGUUUGUCAUGAAAUUAUGAAACUAAAUCUUUGGUAAUGAUUAUUCCUUCCCACACUUAAUUGUUGGAAGAAAAUGACCUGCAAUGGACUAGGAAAGUUUUACUUCAUAAGACACUUGAAAUUAGUUUUAAAAAUGUAGAACUAGGCUGAAUAAUGUAAAUUUCUAGGCAGAGAAAUUUGAUACAUUGCCUAUAUUCAGCAGGUUUUACCUUGCUAAAUCAAGUAAAGUACAUUUAAAAAAAAAAUGUUGUGUUAAUGUUUCUAUUACAUGUUGUAUAAAAUUUGCAUGUAUAGAAAA